Molecule: messenger RNA, 2862 nt
Organism: Uncinocarpus reesii 1704
Lineage: Eukaryota; Fungi; Ascomycota; Eurotiomycetes; Onygenales; Onygenaceae
Product: coatomer beta subunit
Exons: 5
Coding region: 1-2862 (953 amino acids)
Biological process (GO): endoplasmic reticulum to Golgi vesicle-mediated transport; intracellular protein transport; intra-Golgi vesicle-mediated transport
Cellular component (GO): COPI vesicle coat; cytoplasm
Molecular function (GO): structural molecule activity
Source: RefSeq, a predicted model, not a curated record
AUGGCAUUAUACUUGGAAAAUACGUACAGCCUGGUGCACCAGGACAAUUCAGCCGACCAGCCUACACUGCAGGAGCUGAAAACACAGCUGGAGAAGGGCACAGAUGAGUCUAAAAUGGACACUAUGAGGAGGAUCCUCACAAUAAUGCUGAACGGAGAUCCGAUGCCGCAAUUACUCAUGCACAUUAUCCGUUUUGUCAUGCCUUCAAAAAGCAAGCCCUUGAAGAAGCUCCUCUAUUUUUAUUACGAGAUUUGCCCGAAACUCGAUAGCAAUGGAAAGUUGAAGCAGGAGAUGAUCUUGGUUUGUAAUGGUAUUCGGAAUGAUCUCCAACACCCUAAUGAAUAUGUGCGAGGAAAUACUCUUCGAUUCCUUUGUAAAUUACGAGAACCCGAGUUGUUGGAGCCACUACUUUCAUCAGCACGACUAUGUCUGGACUAUAGACAUGCAUACGUACGAAAAAGUGCGGUCUGGGCUGUCGCUUCGAUAUUCCAACAUUCCGAAUCUCUUAUCCCCGAUGCCCCCGACCUUAUCUACUCCUUCCUUGAAGAGGAAAACGACCCAACCUGCAAACGGAACGCUUUCGCCGCAUUGCUUACCAUCAGCCACCCAAGGGCCCUCGAGUACCUUAAUAAGACGUUCGACGGCGUGCCAAAUGCGGAUGAGCUACUUCAGCUCGUAGAAUUGGAAUUCAUUAGGAAGGAUGCUGUCCAGAACACACAAAACAAGGCCAAAUACCUCCGUUUAAUAUUUGAUCUUCUAGAUGCUGGUGACAGCACGGUCGUAUACGAAGCCGCUACUUCGCUAACUGCCCUCACAUCGAACCCGGUCGCCGUUAAAGCGGCCGCUGCAAAAUUGAUCGAACUGAGUAUCAAAGAGCCGGACAACAAUGUCAAGUUAAUCGUUCUGGAUAGGGUUGACCAAUUACGGAUCCGUAAUGAAGGAGUUCUAGAGGACCUCACAAUGGAAAUCUUGCGAGUCUUAUCCAGCCCCGAUAUUGACGUGAGACGGAAGGCUUUGGGCAUCGCAUUAGAGAUGGUGGCGAGUAAGAAUGUCGAGGAAAUCGUCCUGCUUUUGAAGAAGGAGCUCGCGAAAACGGUUGACGAGCAAUAUGAAAAGGUAAACAACGAGUACCGACAAUUGUUGAUCCAAUCAAUCCAUCAAUGCGCCAUUAAAUUUUCAGAAAUUGCUGCGAGCGUGGUCGAUCUUCUUAUGGAUUUCAUCGCUGAUUUCAAUAACAACUCUGCCAUUGAUGUUAUCACAUUUGUCAAGGAAGUUGUUGAAAAGUUCCCCAAAUUACGCCAUUCCAUUUUAGAGCGGUUGGUAUCGACGCUCAGUGAAGUACGAGCUGGAAGAGUGUAUCGCGGAGUUCUGUGGGUUAUCGGCGAAUACUCCCUGGAACAAAACGACAUCAGAGAAGCCUGGAAGCGUAUUAGAGCGAGCUUAGGAGAGAUCCCGAUAUUGGCCUCGGAGCAAAGGCUAUUAGAUGAAGAUUCGGAUGAAAGCAAGGAGGCUAAAGAGCAAGUUAAUGGCCAUCCCAAAGCGUCAUCUGGCCCUAAAGUUCUGGCAGACGGCACGUACGCACAGGAAACCGCUCUCACAAGCCAAAGCGCCGCGGCAGCAAAGCUGGAAGCAGUCAAAGCCGCGCAGAAACCUCCGCUCCGUCAACUCAUACUUGACGGCGAUUACUUCCUUGCGACUGUCCUUUCAUCAACCUUGACUAAAUUGGUUAUGCGCCAUUCUGAACUUUCCCAGGAUGCCGCUCGCACCAACGCUCUUCGCGCUGAAGCCAUGUUGAUCAUGAUUUCGAUUGUUCGAGUUGGUCAGUCCCCAUUCGUCAAGACCAACAUCGACGAAGAUUCGGUUGAUCGCAUUAUGUCUUGUUUGCGGUCGCUGGCGGAGUUCACUGAACGGAAGGAGCUUGAGACAACAUUUUUGGAAGAUACGCGCCAAGCUUUCCGUGCUAUGGUUCAGGUAGAAGAGAAAAAGCGUGCUACUCGGGAGGCUAUGGAGAAGGCUAAAACGGCUGUACAAGUUGACGACGCGAUUUCUAUCAGACAAUUCACGAGAAAAUCUGCAGGUGACGAUGGCGACGAAAUUGAACUGGAUUUGGCCAAGGCUACUGGUGGCGAUUCCGCCGUUGAGGACCUCUCCUCGAAGCUGAGCAAAGUGGUUCAGCUUACUGGAUAUUCUGACGCCGUCUAUGCCGAAGCUUAUGUGAAUGUCCAUCAAUUUGAUAUCAUCCUGGAUGUAUUAUUGGUCAACCAGACGAUGGAAACGCUACAAAAUCUCUCUGUGGAAUUCGCAACACUCGGUGAUCUGAAAGUUGUUGAGCGGCCGACUACACAAAACCUUGGUCCCCACGAUUUCCUGAACGUACAAGCUACGAUCAAGGUAUCGUCGACGGACACAGGCGUCAUUUUUGGCAACGUUGUUUAUGAUGGGUCCAGCUCAACCGAGACGCAUGUUGUCAUUCUUAAUGACAUCAAGGCCGAUAUCAUGGAUUACAUUCAACCCGCCCACUGCACAGAAACCCAGUUCCGAACGAUGUGGACUGAAUUCGAAUGGGAAAACAAGGUCAAUGUUCAAUCCAAGGGCAAGAGCCUACGGGGCUUCUUACAGCAGAUUAUGGAACGCACCAACAUGAGCUGUCUGACGCCGGAGGCUUCACUUGAGGGUGAUUGCCAAUUCCUAAGUGCUAACCUCUACGCAAAGAGUAUCUUCGGUGAGGACGCCCUUGCAAACGUCAGCAUUGAAAAGGAAGGUGAAGACGGCCCGAUCACCGGGUUCGUGAGGAUACGCAGUCGCUCUCAAGGUCUAGCCUUGAGCUUGGGAUCUUUGAAAGGAUUAAAAGCGAAUGCGUAG